Messenger RNA from Malania oleifera, 3294 nucleotides. Its product is annotated as probable histone acetyltransferase HAC-like 1. The coding region runs from base 1 to 3294 and encodes 1097 amino acids. Gene Ontology annotation, biological process: positive regulation of transcription by RNA polymerase II. The record is from RefSeq and is a predicted model, not a curated record. Lineage: Eukaryota; Viridiplantae; Streptophyta; Magnoliopsida; Santalales; Ximeniaceae. Gene Ontology annotation, molecular function: transcription coactivator activity; chromatin DNA binding; zinc ion binding. The transcript is spliced from 12 exons. Gene Ontology annotation, cellular component: histone acetyltransferase complex; transcription regulator complex.
AUGAUCUUUCAUACAUAUGGUUCAGCUUAUGAGGACUUGAACAUAUCUCAACAAAAGAUGCUAGCAUCUCAAUUGUCCCAGAAGCAGCCUUAUCAGUCAUGGUUGAAAUUUGAUAAGCCACUUGAGGCCCAAGCACAUCCAUAUGAGUCAUGCAAUCAAAAUAUAGGACAAAAUGCAGCUGUGCAGCCUCAACUUCCAUCACAACAAUUGCAAAGGGUUCAUCUUGAUGCUUCAAAAUGUUGCAAAUUUGUUGAAAAUUCAAGUGAUGUGUUGUGGCUUAGUCGGGCACAUAAAGUUUUAUGUUUAUAUACCAAUUACCAGAGAUCAUCCUCGGCAUCCAAGGGGGACAGUCAAAUAAAAAUUCCCUUUGUGAGUUUUAUGCACUUGAAUAUUUGCAGUUGCAGUGUAUGUGACUGUGGCUUGUAUAGUUCACUUGUAUCCCAUUUUGAUAACUGUCAUGAUUCUGGUUGUCGCAUUUGUGGACCUGUUCGAAGGUUAUCUGUCACUGAUAUAAGUAACCUCAGUAUUGUACAAGCUUGUCGUUGGGGAGAUUGUGCUAGGGUGAGCUCCAACAGUUCUGAAGAAAUACCACGUCCGUUGAAACGAUUGAAGAAGUUGGAAAUUCAAUAUUCAUUUGAAAAUGGUAUUUCUUGUGCACAGGCUCCUUCACAGGCUCCUUCAGUGUAUCAGCCCUUUGCUCCUGAUCAACUUCCACACUUGCGCCAAAGGCUUAAAUAUCCUGUAUCUUUUGAUUCUGAACUUAAUAGGAUGAACACAAACCUGUUAAGAAGAAGCCCUCUGCAUACAAGCAGUAGUGAGAAUAGCAAUGAUGUCACUCAUACUUCUGAGAGACAGAAUAAUGAGUUUGCAUCCAAUUCCCAUGAAGUGGUCAUUGUUGAUCAUGAACCAGAGCAGAUAAAGCUUACAAGCAUUAGUGAGAUCAGAAAAAAAGUCCCAGACGAUUCUUCUACAUUGUCUUCUUCAAAUUUGCCUGUUCCUUCUAAAGAGCUCAUUGUUCAUAAAGCAGAGGCUUUACAAGUCAGGACCAAGUUCAAUGAGUCUGCAGCAGUUUCAAGAACUGAACCUAUAGCACAAGCAACUGAUUGUGACUCAGGAAUUAACUCAGAGAAAUCAAUUAAGAAACCUGUCUCUAUUAUUGAAUUUUUCACAGCCAAGCAGCUAAAGGAACAUAUGUUGAGUCUUGGACAGUGUGCUGAACAGGAAGUAAAAGAAAACACGAUGACACAUGCUGCAAGGGAAAACUUGUGUCAGUUGUGCGGCAUGGAGAAUCUUUCAUUUGCAGCAGCACCAAUAUAUUGUUCACGCUGUGAUGGCCGUAUCAAGCCCAGGGUGACUUAUUACUGUGCUCCAAAUGGUAAUGGUACAAGUUAUUGCUUCUGCACCUCAUGCUAUAAGAAGGCCAGACGUGAUAUUAUAGCACUAGAUGGGACUGUUAUCACCAAGACAGUGCUGGAUAAGAAACAGAAUGAUCAAGAAAAUGAUGAACCGUGGGUUCAAUGCGAUAGAUGUGAUGAGUGGCAGCACCAGAUAUGUGCUCUCUUCAAUGAUAAAACAGAUUUGGAGGGAAAAGAAGAGUUCAUUUGCCCAAAAUGCUACUUGAAGGAAAUGGAUACAGGGAAGCAAAGUCCCCUAUCAUCAGGUGUUGGUUUUGCCGCAAAAGAUCUUCCAAGAUCAAAGCUCAGUGAUCACAUAGAGAAGCGGCUUUUUUGGCGUCUCAAGAAAGAGAGAAAAGAGAGGGCAAAGAUGGAAGGGAAGAACAUUGACGAGGUACCUAGAGUAGAAGAUAUCGUUGUUAGAGUGGUUUUAUCCAUUAACAAACAGCUGAAAGUGGGGAAGCGGCUCCAAGAUAUCUUUCAUAGCGUGAAUUAUCCAUCUGAAUUCCCAUACAGAUCAAAGGUGAUUCUCAUGUUUCAGAAGAUUGAAGGCGUAGAUGUGUGUCUUUUAGCAAUGUUCGUCCAGGAGUUUGGUUCUGAAUGUCAUCACCCAAAUCAGCGCUGUGUUUAUAUUUCAUAUCUUGAUUCUGUCAAGUACUUCAGGCCAGAGACAAAAACAGUUACUGGAGAAGCUCUUCGUACCUUCGUUUACCAUGAAAUAUUGAUAGGGUACCUUGAUUACUGCAAGAAACGAGGUUUUGCAAGCUGCUUUUUAUGGGCUUGUCCUCCAUUAAAGGGAGACGACUAUAUUCUGUAUUGUCAUCCAGAGAUUCAGAAAACACCAAAGUCUGAUAAGCUGCGGCAGUGGUAUAAGUCAAUGCUGAGAAAAGCAGAAAUAGGAAAAGUCAUUGCGAACUUCACUAAUUUAUAUGACCAAUUCUUCGUACCCUCUGAGGAUUGCGACACCAAGGUAACUGCAUCUCGGUUGCCACUUUUCGAUGGAGACUAUUGGGCAGGGGUUGCAGAAGAUAUGAUCAGGAAUAUUGAAGAAGAAAGUGGAGAAGGGUUGCAGAAAAAGAUGAAGAAACUACUAUCGAACAGAAGUUUAAAAGCCAUGGCACAGACCUACCAAUCUGAUGAAGCUGCCAAAGAUAUUCUACUGAUGCAGAAGUUGGGGCAAACCAUAUUACCAAUGAAGGAAGAUUUUAUCGUGGUUCACUUGCAAUUUGUUUGCACACAUUGCCAUGAAGUGAUACUAUCUGGAAGCCAAUGGCGCUGCAAUCAAUGCAAGAAUUUUCUGCUGUGCCAAAGUUGCCAUAACUCUGAGCACGGCCACAAUCAGACAAAUGCACAUGUUUCCAACAGCAAGGGAAAGCAUAUUAUCUCUGAGGUUUUGGUGAAGGAUCUUCCUUUUGAUACAGAGGAUGAUGAUAUUUGUAUAGACAAUGUUUUCUUUAAUAAUAGACAAGCUUUCCUGAGCUUUUGUCAAGAAAACCACUAUCAAUUUGAUACACUGCGGCGAGCGAAGCAUUCAUCUAUGAUGAUUCUAUAUCAUCUUCAUCAGUCAUCUGGGCUAUCUGUUAGGGUCACGGAGAGUAAAGAGACCAAGCAGAGAAAAAAAGAAAUGGUAAGGGAAUUGUUGAAUAUCGCACUGCAUUCGUCUCAAUGUUCGGCAGCUCUGAGUCGCCCGUGUUCGUACCCAUGUUGCCUUCAAAUUAAAAAGCUGUUCCACCAUGCACGUAAAUGCAGCGUUCGAGUUGCUGGGGGUUGUCAACCCUGUAAGAAGGCCUGGUUGAUACUGAUUCUGCACUCCAAAUAUUGUAGGAGUUCAGACUGUAAAGUUCCACGAUGCAGUGAUCUGAAAAGAGAAGCAGCAUCACGUCGUGAAAAGCUAAGAUGA